Danio aesculapii is the source of this 1324-nucleotide messenger RNA. RefSeq names its product zgc:153031. Gene Ontology annotation, molecular function: NADP binding; dihydrofolate reductase activity. Lineage: Eukaryota; Metazoa; Chordata; Actinopteri; Cypriniformes; Danionidae. Bases 146 to 733 code for a protein of 195 amino acids. Gene Ontology annotation, cellular component: mitochondrion. The record is from RefSeq and is a predicted model, not a curated record. The transcript is spliced from 6 exons. Gene Ontology annotation, biological process: folic acid metabolic process; tetrahydrofolate biosynthetic process; glycine biosynthetic process.
UGGUGAACCAAGCAGAUGUUUUAAAACCUCCAUAAUCUGUCUGGGUUUGAGGUCGAGAGAGAUGCGAACACCUCUUCCAAAUCGAACAGAACGACGGUAGUUUAUAAAAUAAACCAGAUAAAGCACUCUUGGUGAAAAGACCUGAAUGAUGAACAUCGAGGGGGAGGAGAUGCGCAAGCCAAUCCGGCUCAUCGCAGCUGCCUGCAGGGACAUGGGCAUCGGGAAGGACGGACAGAUUCCCUGGUGUCUUCCAAAAGAAUUUCAGUUCUUACUGGAUACAAUAACAGCCGUGUCAGCACCCGGGAAGAAGAAUCUGAUUGUCUGGGGCCGAAUCUGCUGGUUCUCCUGUCCUGAGACGGUUUUUCCUUUGGCAAAUUGCAUAAAUUUGGUAUUGAGCAGAAAGAUGAUUUCAGUGCCUCCGCAUGCUGACUACCUGUGUAAGGACUUUGACUCAAUAUUUCGCCUGGUUUCUGAACCUCCUUUAUGUCACAAUGUGGAGGUCAUCUGGAUUUUAGGAGGCACAGAAGUCUAUAAGGAAAGUCUAGAGCAUCCCUGGUGUGAUCUCAUCUAUCUGACCGACAUCAUGGCCAACUUUGAAUGUGACGUGUUUUUCCCAGAGUUUGACCCCCAAAUUUUCAGGAAACAAAAAAGCUUUCCCGGAGUACCAGAUGAAAUUCUUGAGGAAAAUGGGAUUAAAUUUCAAUUUCAAGUCUUCAAGAAGGUUAAAAACUGAUUCUGAAGACUGAAGACUCUCAAACAUGAUGCAGGAUUUGAUAGAUGUUGACACAUUUUGAAACAGUUUAAUCAUAUUUUACUGGCUUUAAUACAGUUAGAGUAUAUCGGCUUAGCAGAAUCUAACAGUAUUGCACAGAAAACUUUAUCUCAAAGGCUGUGUUAGGAGCUUCAAUGGCACACUGUCAGUUUUUGGGAUCGACAAAAGCACUUACUGGAUUUAGUCUAAAAUGACUAUAAAUGCAGCUUUUAACAUGAUAUUCUGUUUGUGGUCAUCACAUAAGCCCGUGUCCACCACAAGAUAAGCAAUAGAAAGGGUAAUUGCAACAUUUCAACUUUUAUUUAACAAUUCUGACUUUUUUAUCACAUUUUAGAGAAAAAAAUCUGAAAUGUGCAAUAGAAAUAACAAUUCUGGAAAAAAGAAAUCUAUUUAUACAGUAUCCUUUGGUUCUUGGUUAAUAUUCAUUCAUUGUGAGAAUGUCAGAAUUGUGACUUGUGAAUUUACAUUUCAGUUGCAAAUGUAAAAAUUAGUUUUAAGUAAAAGGUAUUAAGUCACAAGUCUGUCUGAAGAAAGCAUAUAUAUAUACACACA